Molecule: messenger RNA, 290 nt
Organism: Staurois parvus
Lineage: Eukaryota; Metazoa; Chordata; Amphibia; Anura; Ranidae
Source: the annotation of a GenBank genome assembly
UUUCAGUACCAAAAGCGGUAACCCUAAGCUACACUUGGGCUUACCAUGCGGCGCUGCUCAGGGAUUCCCUGCAGCGCUUACCUUGUCCUUCACUCCCGCGAUGCGUCCCCUGCAGCGUCCCCGGCCAUCUCCUCCGGCCGAUGCCGGCAUCCGGCCCCUGUGAGCGUCGGGAUGUACGGGGGCCGGAACGGCGGCAAAUUUAGAAAUUUUUUAAAACUGUCUUUUUCUUAGAAAUUAAUUUGACAUAUGCUUUGUCCUGUGCCCUGCCUGCAUUUUGACUGUUCUUUCUG